AUGGUUGUUACUGUUAUUAACCUCCUCCAAAGAGUCCCCCACCUAAACCAGUAGAAGCCCCUCCUCCGAAAAGACCACCUCCGGGUUAUUACUGUUGCUAUUGUUGACCAAAUAAGCCACCACCCCCUGCUGGCUAUUAUUAUUACUGACCAAAUAAACCUCCUGCUGGCUGUAGAUUAAGUGGCUUGA
This is a messenger RNA of Stylonychia lemnae, 189 nucleotides long. Lineage: Eukaryota; Ciliophora; Spirotrichea; Sporadotrichida; Oxytrichidae. The record is from the annotation of a GenBank genome assembly.